Messenger RNA from Hevea brasiliensis (rubber tree), 2239 nucleotides. RefSeq names its product beta-amylase 1, chloroplastic. Bases 221 to 1972 code for a protein of 583 amino acids. Gene Ontology annotation, biological process: polysaccharide catabolic process. Lineage: Eukaryota; Viridiplantae; Streptophyta; Magnoliopsida; Malpighiales; Euphorbiaceae. The transcript is spliced from 4 exons. Gene Ontology annotation, molecular function: beta-amylase activity. The record is from RefSeq and is a predicted model, not a curated record.
AUCUGAUGAUUAUUUUAACGUUAUCCUUUGUCAAUCUCUAUAAAUGCAGCAUCCCACUCGGUAAUCGUUGCCUCCAUAUUCAUAACUUCCAAAGUUCACAUUGCAGUAAACGGAGAGAAAUAUCUCUUUUCUGGAAGGAAAGGUCCCCCCCAAAAAGAAAAAAGGCUUAAUUUUCUUUCAUAUUUUCUAUCACUUUCUAUAGAAGAACUAGAAAAAGAAUAUGGCUAUGAAUAUUACUCACCAGAUCGGAGCUCUCGCGGGAACUCCAAUCUCAACAGAACCCAUCACCACUGCCACAAGUGAAUCUACGGCGACGGUCAGCGCUACUGCGGCUUGGAAAACUCCUGCGCCAAAUAUGCUGUGCAGAACUAGAAAACCAGACGUUGUGGAGCAGAAAUCUCAACCGACGAGCCCUUGCCGGUCUCCAAUACUAAACGGGAUCCGCGCAGAUCUGUCGGUAGCUUGCCGUGCUUUUGCGUUAGAGGCGACGACAUUGGAGACGGCAACGGAAGGGGCGGAAGAGAGGAUGUAUAGAGAAGUUUCCACGAAGGAGAAAGGGAGAGGGGUGCCGGUGUACGUGAUGAUGCCGUUGGACAGCGUGACGAUGGGCAACACAGUGAACCGGAGGAAGGCGAUGAACGCCAGCUUGCAGGCGUUGAAGAGCGCCGGAGUUGAAGGGAUCAUGGUGGACGUAUGGUGGGGAUUGGUUGAGAGAGAUGCGCCUGGGGUGUAUAAUUGGGGAGGGUAUACUGAGCUUUUGGAGAUGGCGAAACGACAUGAGCUUAAGGUUCAGGCGGUCAUGUCGUUUCAUCGGUGUGGAGGCAACGUCGGCGAUUCUUGCACAAUACCAUUGCCCAAGUGGGUUGUGGAGGAGAUUGACAAAGAUCCAGAUCUUGCAUACACAGAUCAGUGGGGAAGAAGGAAUUAUGAAUAUAUAUCUCUAGGCUGUGAUACCCUUCCGGUCCUCAAGGGUCGGGCGCCCGUGCAGUGUUACUUUGAUUUCAUGCGGGCUUUCAGAGACAACUUCAAAAAUCUUCUCGGUGAUACCAUUGUGGAAAUUCAAGUGGGAAUGGGUCCAGCAGGUGAGCUCCGCUAUCCCUCAUACCCAGAGCAGAAUGGGACAUGGAAAUUUCCAGGAAUUGGAGCAUUCCAAUGUUAUGACAAGUAUAUGCUUAGCAGCCUGAAAGCUGCAGCUGAAGCUGCUGGUAAGCCAGAAUGGGGUAGCACAGGCCCUACUGAUGCUGGUCACUAUAACAACUGGCCAGAAGAUACCCAGUUUUUUCGUAAAGAAAAUGGUGGUUGGACUAGUCCUUAUGGUGAAUUUUUCCUUAAUUGGUACUCUCAGAUGCUCCUAGACCACGGUGAGAGGAUACUUUCAUCGGCCAAGGCCAUCUUUGAGAACACCAGUGUAAAGAUCUCAGUAAAGGUUGCAGGAAUACAUUGGCACUACGGCACAAGGUCCCAUGCCCCAGAACUCACGGCUGGGUAUUACAACACAAGAUUUCGGGAUGGUUACCUUCAUAUUGCACAAAUGUUAGGACGCCAUGGUGCUAUUUUCAACUUCACUUGUAUUGAGAUGCGUGAUCAUGAGCAACCACAGGACGCCCUUUGCGCACCUGAGAAGCUUGUCAGGCAGGUGGCUUUAGCAACUCAGGGAGCAAAGGUUCCACUCGCUGGGGAAAAUGCCUUGCCACGAUAUGAUGAAUAUGCACACGAGCAAAUCUUGCAGGCAGCAUCAUUGAAUAUUGAUGGUAAUUCGGGUGAUAGGGAAAUGUGUGCUUUUACAUACUUGAGGAUGAGUCCUCAUUUAUUCCAAGAAGAUAACUGGAGACGGUUCGUGGCUUUUGUGAAGAAGAUGAAGGAAGGGAAGAAUGCUGAACGGUGUGGGGAGCAGGUUAAGCGGGAAGCUGAGCAUUUUGUGCAUAUGACUCAGCCUUUAGUUCAGCAGGCUGCAAUGGCUCUAAUGCACUGAGGAUUUGGUUUAACUUGCCAGUUCUAUACCAUCGCAAACAAACUCUUAUGGCUUUGUUAUAGCUGCCUUUUUUUUAUGCUGUAGCAAUAGACGUUUGCCCUGAACCCCCAAAAAAUAAGAUUAAAAUUAAGAAUAUGUUAAGUUCAUUGCUGUACCACGAUAAGUUAUGUAUUUUUUUUCUUUCUCAACAAGCUAGUUGUAGAUUUGGUGAUCAAUCAAUGUAAUGCUCUGUUAUGUAUUUAAGCAAUAACUUCUUCUUCUGGAGUA